Serpula lacrymans var. lacrymans S7.9 is the source of this 515-nucleotide messenger RNA. RefSeq lists its product as uncharacterized. The record is from RefSeq and is a predicted model, not a curated record. The transcript is spliced from 4 exons. The coding region runs from base 62 to 238 and encodes 58 amino acids. Lineage: Eukaryota; Fungi; Basidiomycota; Agaricomycetes; Boletales; Serpulaceae.
UCAUUCAUUCUACCCGUAGAUGAAACUGUCAAGGAUGACCCGAUAAUAUCCAGGAAGAAGGAUGUCUCAAUGCCCGUAUCAUCAAAUUGUGUCACGGUAUAUGCUACUACUUCAUCAGCAAUGUGACAACGAAGCUGGUCUCAGUGUUUGGGCUGAAGAGAGUUUUAAGCCAUUGGCUGUGGAAAUGAUUGUGCAGAGUGCCAGGAAUAUACAGAGCCGGCGAUCCCCACCCGGAUGACAUUAUGUACUGUAGGAAACAAUAUCGAUGACGGGUUCCUCUCUCACAAAGUCCCAUUGAAUUCAAAGCCCUACCGGGACGAUUUCAGAAAUAAAGGGGGCAACUCACCUUGCUUUCUUACAAAUCUGCGACGCCGUGCGCCAUGUUGAACCAAUGUUUAAGAGCUUGUUAAACUAUAUUCAGCGUUGGGUAUAUAUGCAAAACCUGAAGUAGGGGACGCUGUAACAUAAUAUUGACAAGUAAAUGUGUCAAAAUCAAGAACAACUUCCACGAUUAA